This is a messenger RNA of Talaromyces proteolyticus, 1215 nucleotides long. Its product is annotated as 50S ribosomal protein L2. Bases 1 to 1215 code for a protein of 404 amino acids. Gene Ontology annotation, cellular component: ribosome. The transcript is spliced from 2 exons. Gene Ontology annotation, biological process: cytoplasmic translation. The record is from RefSeq and is a predicted model, not a curated record. Gene Ontology annotation, molecular function: RNA binding; structural constituent of ribosome. Lineage: Eukaryota; Fungi; Ascomycota; Eurotiomycetes; Eurotiales; Trichocomaceae.
AUGCUGCAACCCCGUUUCUUCGCGAGGGCGCUGCAGCUUCCCUACCGAUGCCUUUCGACAUUCAACGCCCGGUCGUAUGCGACCGUUGUCCAAGAAACCGAGACGCCGCCUGUCCAGGAAUCAUCCUACGACCCAAGCAUCACAUUUGCUCCUCCGCCGACUCGAGGUGAAGUCGGAGUUCUUGUUCGAAGAUACAAACCCCGAACUCCUGGUCUUAGACACUUGCGGAGACCUAUCAACGACCAUCUGUGGAAAGGCCGUCCUGUGCACAGAUUGACCUUUCCCAAGCGAGGCCAGAGCAAAGGAGGCCGUAACCACACCGGCCAUAUAACUGUACGCCAUCGCGGUGGUGGACACAAACGUCGAAUUCGCAUGGUCGACUUUGCCAGAGAUACGCCCGGCCCGCAUGUUGUAGAGAGAAUUGAACAUGACCCGGGUCGUACAGCACAUAUCGCUCUGGUUAGGUCGAAAGUGACGAGUAAAUUGAGCUACGUCUUAGCCGCUGAUGGCAUGCGAGCCGGCGAUGUUAUCCAAAGCUAUAUGCCUGGCAUUCCGGAUGACUUGUGGAAGAGCAUGGGAGGUGUGAUUGAUCCUGGUGUCUUGGCUGCACGAACGGCAUGGAGAGGCAAUUGCCUACCUCUACACAUGAUACCUGUCGGCACGCUAAUAUACAAUGUUGGUCUGCGACCCGGAAAGGGGGGCCAAUUAUGCCGAAGUGCUGGAACAUUUGCAACGGUUAUUGCCAAGGGGACCGAGCAGCAGAAGAACGAGGAACGCAAACAGCAGCUUCAAGCCCAGUCUGGUGAGACAGUUGAGGAAAAGAAGCUUACACAGCGCGAAAGACAAAAGGCAAAACGCGAUGCCGAACAUGUAACGAUUCGGCUUCAGAGUGGUGAAGUUCGCUUGAUUCACAAAGACUGCUGCGCGACAGUCGGAGUUGCAAGUAAUCCCAACUACCAGUAUACCCAGCUCGGAAAAGCUGGUCGUGCUCGUUGGCUCGGUAUUCGCCCGACUGUGCGAGGUGUAGCUAUGAAUGCCAUGGACCAUCCUCACGGUGGUGGACGUGGUAAAUCCAAGGGAAAUGUUGACCCUAAGAGUCCUUGGGGUAUUCCGACUAAAUCCGGUUACAAAACUCGACCCAAAUGGAAAAUCAACAAAGCUGUCGUUGUUCCUCGUGUGCGUAACCAGGGAAAGCGGCGUAGAGGCUACAACUAA